Messenger RNA from Odontomachus brunneus, 1009 nucleotides. RefSeq names its product S-adenosyl-L-methionine-dependent tRNA 4-demethylwyosine synthase-like. The record is from RefSeq and is a predicted model, not a curated record. The coding region runs from base 501 to 872 and encodes 123 amino acids. The transcript is spliced from 5 exons. NCBI's taxonomy places the organism in Eukaryota, Metazoa, Arthropoda, Insecta, Hymenoptera, Formicidae.
UACUUACACCGCUGAUUUAUUCAAAGAUUACGCUUUGCUUCUCGUUGUGAAACAUUUUUUAACCAGACUGGCACAACAUGACGAACAAUGAUGCAGAAAAAUCAUAUAUAGUCUGAAAUUCUUUAAUCCUUAAAUAUGACGUGAUUCAUAUAUUUGUAUAGAAUAUCCUUGAAAAAGAAAUGCCGCUAGAAAGGAAAAAAAAGAGACGAGUGACCAUGGUAACGUUUAACGUUUGUUUAAAAUUCCUGUAAAUUGACGCAAUUAAUACACCACACGUUUCGCUAAAAAUUUCAAAAUUCACCCCGGGAUAAAGGAAUUGUUUGUUUGAAGCGCUCACCCUUCGUAAUUGAUCCUUUGCGCCUCGCCGCUACCGUUUAAUUGUAACGUAACACGUAACAGCGUAAAAGCCCGUGUGAUCAUGUGUGAUCAUUGUGCCAAAAUUACUAGCCAGAAAGGAUACGCUGGUCAGGUGACGUGCCGAUGCGGAUAAUACGUAUUGUAUGUUCACAGUGCUGAGAAAAAGGAUGAUUCGCAAGCCAAGGAAAAAGACAUUGGUGGAUGUUGCAGCAAAAAAGAAAAGCAGGCAGAAGGAGGAUGUUGCGGCUCGAAAUGUUGCGCCGGUACGAAGCAAAAGCGCAGCGGAUGUUGUAGCGAAGUCAGUACGGACGGAAAGAGUUGUUGCCCUACGAGAAAGUGAUCUGCCAAUUGCAAUCUGGGCGAGAGAGAUAGCCGGCGGUUGCUGCAUGUCCGGUUGCUGCAUGUCCGGUAAAGUGGACAAAAGCAAGAGCGAAUCGAAACCUGGAUGCUGCGAGAACGAUAAGCAGGCGAAGAAGGAUGGCGCGGGAGGAUGUUGCGAGGAAAAUCACAAAUAGCUCCGACAGAUCCUCGCACGUUUAGCAUUCUAAUUAAAAAGCCAUCGUUCCAUGCUACUUCCAUCCGACGUAUAAUUGUUACAUUGCACUCGCGCGCGAAAGCACCGGCGGAAAUGUCUGGAUAAUAAAAAUAUCGA